GUUAUAUAUAUGUUUAUGUUUUUGUAUUUUAAAUAUGAUUUAAAAUAGAUUAAUGGAUGUAAACAACGGGUCGGAUUUGAAAACCCGCUACUGACGAAUCCGCAUCCGAUAUGGGACUCGACCCACAAAGCAAAGGUUCAGAUCUCCGAGCGAUUCAUUCUUCUCCUCCUUCCGCUCCCAACAAAGCAAGACGCCAUUUUCAGAGCUCCAUUUUCCAUUCCUUCGUUUCAUAUCUCGAUUAGCGCUCUUGUGCUUUUCUUCAUCUUCGCAAGCCAUGAAUGACAAUAUUGGAAACCCGGCUGGAAUUCAGAGACCCCAUCCUCCCGGUCCAUUUGGGAAUGCCUUCUAUGGAACUGGUUCCGGAAUAAUUCGUGGCGGCCUGGGAGCAUAUGGGGAGAGAUUCCUUGGCUCUAGCUCAGAGUUUAUGCAAAGCAAUAUCAGUCAGCAUUUAUCUGAUUCUCAAUAUUACUUCCAAGUGAAUGGCCAAUAUGUGAGGAACAAGCUGAAGGUCAUAUUGUUCCCCUUCCUCCAUAGAGGGCACUGGACAAGGAUAACAGAACCAGUUGGUGGGCGACUUUCAUACAAACCUCCAGUUCAUGAUAUAAAUGCCCCGGACCUGUACAUUCCUUUUAUGGCAUUUGGUACCUAUGUUGUCUUAGCAGGAUUCAUGCUCGGUGUGUUAGGAAGAUUUACACCAGAAGCGCUGAGCUUGCAAUUUACAAAAGGACUAGCAGGCUGGUUUUUCCAGAUCCUGCUUCUAAAAGGACUGCUGUAUUCUUUGGGCAGUGGCGAGGCGCCGCUGUUGGAUGUUGUAGCUUACACAGGAUAUGCAUUUACGGGCAUGUCUGUUGCUGUUUUCGCAAGGAUCUUCUGGAAUUACUCAUACUUUUUUCUGCUUCCUUGGAUUUGCGUUUGCAUGGGGAUUUUCCUGGUGAAGACCAUGAAGAGGGUUCUCUUGGGAGGAACGAGGAGUUACGAGAAGCACACCAACAGGCACCAUUAUCUUCUGCUUUUCAUGGCUGCAGCUCAGUUCCCCUGGUUCUUCUGGCUCGGCAAUGUUGGUGCAUGAUGCUCCAUGUUUCCUACCGUAACAAAAUUCUUUAUAUUCAAAUUUUUUUGAUUGUUGUAAUGAAUCAGAUAGUGCCAUUGUCUGGUUCAAUGACAUGUUUGGCAUCCAAGUUUCUGUAUUUGUUGAACAUACAAAUUAUCAAAAUUCUUUGAUUUCAAGUUGCCUCUUU
Dioscorea cayenensis subsp. rotundata (Guinea yam) is the source of this 1238-nucleotide messenger RNA. Its product is annotated as protein YIF1B-B-like. Bases 275 to 1069 code for a protein of 264 amino acids. Gene Ontology annotation, biological process: endoplasmic reticulum to Golgi vesicle-mediated transport. Lineage: Eukaryota; Viridiplantae; Streptophyta; Magnoliopsida; Dioscoreales; Dioscoreaceae. Gene Ontology annotation, cellular component: endoplasmic reticulum membrane; endoplasmic reticulum-Golgi intermediate compartment; COPII-coated ER to Golgi transport vesicle. The record is from RefSeq and is a predicted model, not a curated record. The transcript has 5 exons.